AGAGCAAUCGAUCGAGCCUGCAGUUUGCCGCUGUCCUGGACGAUUGCGUGACCUCAGCAGUCUAGAGGACAUACCAGCAGUGCCGCACAAGCUGCACGUCCACUCAUAAUGAGCAGCAUGGCCCACAAAAACCUGGAGAGCACAUAGACUCUCACAAGAGCUAAAACAUGACUCCACCACCGCCGCGACGGCGCAAGCGCACGAGCUCCGGCGCCGACAGGAGAAAACGCAUGGCCGAGCACCGACGAGCCUCGACAGUCUGCGCGAAGGCGCUCGAAGAGACGCCGCCGCGCACCGCGCUCUGGGACGCGAGGCCAGCGCCGCCGCUGCCGCCGCCGCCCGCGGCGCCCACAACACCUCGACAACACCCCGACGAAUCGGAAGAUGACUUCCGGGCGCGCCUGGAGACCGUCCGCCAGCUCCGCGACCGAUUGGAGACGGACGACCGCAUGAACCUGGCCUGCGAGUGCGCGAAGCGCGGCGUGGCCUUUGAUGGAGACGACAGCGCCGCGAUGCUACGGCGGCGGCUCGCCCAGGACCUCGUACCAAGGACGUACGCGUCGGCGUCGGCGCGGAAACAGAGCCGCGCGGCGCGGCGCAAGGCGCAGCGCAGGGCCAACAGGGCCCUCGGGCGGCUAUCCAGUGGCCCGCUCAUGGACGAGAUCCGCGCUGCCAAGCUGUCCAAGCUGUCGCGCGCCGCGGCGGCGCCGACCACGCCGCGCGCGCUGCGGACGGCCGAGGCAGCCGACGUCGUCGCCGCGCUGUCGCCGCCGCGCGCGCCGCCGCCGGCGACUCCAUUAAAACGCGGCACGAGCUUGGACGCCCUCGACGCGGCCUGGCCGGCCUGGGGCCAGGAGCCCGAGCUCGUGGCGACUAGAAGAAGGGCCGCCGACGCGCUCGACCGGGCCGAAGCAUCUCGCACAAGAGCCGAGGCCCUCGACACUCGAAGUGCGUGGGCGUCCUACGUCGUCGCCGCGGCCGAGGCCGAACGAGCGAGGCGGAUUGCGGUCAACGACGAAUUGGACUGGGCGAACCAGCUCGAACGAGAACGGCGCCAGAAGUGGGCCGCCGAAGCGGCCCAAAGGGAGCAACGGAGGAGAAUCAGAGAAGGCUUCGCGCGCGAAACACAAGGCACGCGCUGGUUCGAGGGUCUCAUCGAGCGGAAGAAUGAAGAUUAUGAGGUCGCGUGUCCCUACGCGGCCUUCGGGUGCCGCCACUGUGGGCCGCGGUCGACGAUCAGUCAACAUCUGGAGACGUGCCCCGCGCGGCCCCAGGAGAGCUCAUCGCCGGACAAGCUCCAGAAGGAUUAUGAUAUCGUGUGUCCGAACUCGUUCAUGGGCUGUUCGUGUACGUUUCCCCUAUCGCAACUCGCGGCGCACCUACAAACUUGUACGUAUUCCGACACGUCGCGCGCGUCCGAAAGGUCGCAACGGACGGACGCGCAACUAAAAGCUCAAAAGAGCGCCGAGCAGGAGCGAGCUCGACGGUUGAGGGACGAGAGCGGCAUCGCGCUGGCGCGGGCGGCGGCGCGCGUCGCUCGCAAGAAGGGCCUGGCGCCUCAAGCGGAGGUGACGAUCCAGACGGCGAAGCUCGUGACGGACGAGGUGCAGAAUACGGGUUUACGGCGACUGGGCGCGGAGCUGCGGGAGACAGCCGCGGCGGCCGCGGCGGCAGCGGCAGCGAGGGGCAAUGCAAGAAGAGCGGCGAUCCAAGUCAUCGCCGCCGUCGCGCAAAGAGCGUUCUCGUCGACGAACUGCGAGGCCAAGGUGUUUGGGUCCUGUGCUUAUGGGCUCGAUGCGGCGUCGUCCGACGUCGACCUCGUCAUUACGAAUUGGUGCGACGGUGAGUUAAUUGAGGACCGGCCGUACGUCGCUUAUGUGCUGUUGCGGUUCGCGCAGCAUUUAAGAGCGGAGCCUUCCGUCGUUGUCGACAGAGUGCUGGAUCGCGCGCGCGUUCCCGUCAUCCGAGCCACUAUUUACGUCGACGACGGCUCCGUGCCCGUUGACGUCUCGCUCGAAUGUGCGUCUCAUACUGGAUUGGCUGCGGCCGAACUUGGGAGAAGCUUGGUGGACGAGGUGUCGCAGCUCGCUCCGGCGGCGGUGGCCGUCCGCGCUCUACUCAGAAAGGCGGGCCUGAACGACGCCUACACGGGCGGCCUACCGUCCUACGCCGUACUGCUGAUGCUCUACUACGCGACUCUCAAUGGCGACGAGCCUAGAAGUGCCAGGAAGAAGCCCGUGGAUGCGCUCGCGGACGCGUCGUGGGUGCAAGCCUCGCCCGCCGAGCAUCUGUUGAGAGCCACUCCUACAACACCGCACCGCAAGAAGUCGACGGCCUCCGAGAGUCUGAGGCCGACGUAUGCGCGGUCCGCCCCUAGACAAGCCCCCACGCCGCCGCCGCGCCGGAGCGCGCCUCCAGCAUCUAUUGGGCGCGAGGUCGCGAAGCAGCUCUUGGCGAGCGGGCCUAUUCUAAAGGGCGACGACGCUGCGUUAGCGUCAACGCUCCUCAACUUCUUCCGCUUAUUUGGCCGGGAGAGCCAGAUCUCGGUUUCGGUGCGCGACGGUGGGCGGCGCCUGGCCCACGGGGACUCGUUGGGCGGCCUGUUCGUCGAGGAUCCAUUAGAUGUGUCGAACAACGUCGCGCGGGCGGCGUUCCGCGGCAAGGACGUGCUGGCGCUCUUUUCUCGCGCGCACGAUAGAUUGCGGGACGCGCUCCUGGCGCGCAACCGGCGCGUGCUGGACGCGCUGUUCGUGGACGACGAGGAGUGA
Pelagomonas calceolata is the source of this 2768-nucleotide messenger RNA. The record is from the annotation of a GenBank genome assembly. NCBI's taxonomy places the organism in Eukaryota, Pelagophyceae, Pelagomonadales, Pelagomonadaceae.